Molecule: messenger RNA, 2409 nt
Organism: Sardina pilchardus (European sardine)
Lineage: Eukaryota; Metazoa; Chordata; Actinopteri; Clupeiformes; Clupeidae
Product: protocadherin gamma-A11-like
Exons: 1
Coding region: 1-2409 (802 amino acids)
Biological process (GO): homophilic cell-cell adhesion
Cellular component (GO): plasma membrane
Molecular function (GO): calcium ion binding
Source: RefSeq, a predicted model, not a curated record
AUGAACAAGGGGUUUUGUCGUCAGAGAUGGACAUUAUCGCUGUUGUGGAUGUUGAUAUCGCUUGUGGUUUUUGCAAUAGGACAAAUCCGUUAUUCGAUACCUGAGGAAAUGGCAAAGGGAUCCAUUGUUGGAAAUAUUGCGAAUGAUCUUGGGAUUGAACUGAAGCGACUUAUGUCCGGCAGGGCUCGAGUAUUCACCUCGGAUGACAGUGAGUACGUUGGACUGGAUAGAGAGAAAGGGCAGCUGGUAGUAAAACAAAGAAUGGACCGCGAGCAGCUAUGUGGGGAGAUAUCCGCAUGCAGCAUCAGUUUUGAGGUGGUUCUUGAAAGUCCCAUGGAGCUUUACAGUAUUAACAUUGACAUACAGGAUGUAAACGAUAACAGCCCUGUUUUUCGUAAGAAUGAAAUUGAUCAAGAAAUCAGCGAAUCCGCCCUACCCGGAGCACGCUUUUCUUUGGUAGGCGCAAUUGAUCCUGAUGUGGGGACAAACUCGUUGCAGAAAUAUGUCUUACAUCCCACCGACAAUUUUCAGUUGAGUGUGCAGAGUAGUUUUGACGGUAGCAAAAAUGUUGAAAUGGUUCUCAAAACACCUUUAGACAGAGAACAGAAGGAACAUCAUUACCUUACACUCACUGCUAUAGAUGGCGGGAGUCCACAAAGAUCGGGGACAGUAAAAAUCCACAUUUCUGUUCUUGAUGCAAACGACAAUGCCCCUGUUUUUAGUCAGGUGACGUACAAAGCUUCUGUACUCGAGAAUUCAGCAGUAGCAACACUGGUGACAAUAGUCACAGCAACUGACGCCGAUGAAGGGUCGUAUGCUAACAUACAGUACUAUUUUGAGCAUCCCUCAGACAGCGUUAUGGCUUUGUUUGCUAUUGACUCGGAGACUGGUCAAAUUAAAGUUACUGGGCCGAUAGAUUAUGAAAAAUACAAACAGUUUAAAAUCAAAGUAAUAGCCAAAGACAGCGGAGGUCUAAUAAACUCAUGUGAGGUCAUUAUCGAUGUCUCUGAUGUAAAUGAUAAUGCACCGAAAUUAACAGUCAUGUCAUUUUCCAGUGCUUUGCCUGAAAACGCAGCGCUCGGAACAGUGGUCGCCAUGAUUAAUGUUCAAGACCUUGAUUCAGGUGACAAUGGAAAGGUUACGUGUUCAAUUGAUCGCAAUUCGCCAUUCAAAAUAGUGCCAUCGUUAGCAAGCUAUUACAAUCUAGUGACCGAUUCAGCACUGGACAGAGAACAAAUAUCUGAAUACAACAUCACUGUGACCGCAGUAGACGGAGGCAACCCAUCGCUGUCUAGUAGCAAGACACUGAUGCUAAAGAUAUCAGACAUCAAUGACAAUGCUCCACAGUUUGAACUGGAAACAUACGAUGCAUAUGUGCUUGAAAACAAUUCUCCAUCUUUGUCUAUAUUCUCGGUUAAAGCUAAAGACGAUGAUUGGGGCCCAAAUGCACGUAUAUCGUAUUUCAUCGACGAUGGGACCAUGAAUGGCGUAUCAUUGACAUCAUUAAUUUCCAUAAAUACAGACACUGGCGUGAUCUAUGCCAUGAAGCCUUUUGAUUAUGAACAGAUGAAGUCUCUGAAAAUAAGAAUCAAAGCACAGGAUGGAGGCACUCCCCCUCUGAGCACCAAUGCAACACUGAACAUCUUUGUGCAAGAUCAGAAUGAUAACACACCACAAAUACUCUAUCCAGUACAGACCAGUGGCUCUGUGGUGGCAGAAAUGGUGCCUAGAUCAGCAGAUAUUGGCUAUCUGGUGACCAAAGUAGUGGCUGUCGAUGGGGACUCUGGACAGAAUGCCUGGCUCUCAUAUAAACUACAUAAACCUGCAGACAGGCCGCUGUUUGAAGUGGGCUCACAGAAUGGAGAGAUCAGAACUGUGCGUCAGGUGACUGAUAAAGAUGCUGUGAAGCAGAAACUCACUGUUGUAGUGGAGGACAACGGACAGCCCUCUCGCUCAGCUACAGUCAAUGUGAACGUGGCGGUGGCAGACAGCUUUCCUGAAAUACUCUCAGAAUUCACAGACUUUACGCACGACAAGGACUACAAUAACAGCUUGACUUUCUAUUUAGUGUUAGCUCUGAUUGUUGUUUCAUUGCUUUUCAUUUUCUCUGUCAUUGCAAUCAUAUCAGUGAAAAUCUACAGAUGGAGACAGAGAAAGCUAUAUUAUAAAUCGGCCAACAAUCUCCCAGUUAUCCCCUAUUACCCCACAAUGUGCUCUGAUGGAACAAUGCAGCACGUGUAUAACUACGAAGUGUGCGGAACCAUGGAUUCGAGGAUGAGUGACGUGAAACCCAGGCCAUACAGCCAGAGCACCCUGGUGAGCCUGAGUCGGCCAGGGACAGUGCAGAGACAAAAUCUGGAUGCUGAACUCUCUUUAGAGGUGAGAAUGCGCGAAAAUACACAAGUUUGA